AUGGCCAGAGGUCGCAUCCUAGUCAUUGCUGGUUCCGAUAGCUCGGGCGGAGCGUAAGUUCUCUCAAAUUCUCCUUCGCCCUUUCCGUUGGGAGUCGAACCUCACUGAUUUCCUGCUCAGGGGUCUGGAAGCAGAUCAGAAGGUGAUUGCUGCCCAUGGGUGUUAUGCUAUGCCGACCACCACGGCACUUACGGCUCAGAAUACGAUGGGUGUGUUUGAUAUUCAUCAUACGCCUCCGGAGUUUGUGGGCAAGUUGAUUGGGUUGUGUGUUAGUGAUAUUGGGGUUGAUGUUGUGAAGACUGGUCUGUUUUUCCUCCUUCGAACAUAUUCACAAUGUAUCCUGUUUUUUGGUGGGUGUGAGUGUGCAUGUAUGUGUGUUGGCUGAUGGUUUGGUGUAGGUAUGUUGGCGUCGGCGGAGACUAUUAGGGUUAUUGCUGUUGAGCUGGAAAAGUUUGAUGUUAAGACUUUGGUGGUUGAUCCUGUAUGUCCAUACGCUUAUAGUGGUUAUCUGGAGAAAGUGUUAAUGGAAACAGGUCAUGGUCUCAACAUCUGGAUCCCAUCUAUUGCCGGAAAGUGCGGUCAGACACUUGAUUGACCUUCUUCUCCCAAAAGCUACCAUAGUAACACCCAAUAUCCCGGAAGCGAAACUCAUUCUUUCGCAAGCUGGUAUGUCGACGAGCGGAUUGCAGAAUUCAGGGGAGAUGAUAGAAAUUGCCAAAUUGGUGCAAUCUCUAGGACCGAAAUACGUUCUGGUGAAAGGCGGUCAUCUCCCUCUUCGUAAGGAUGGCACGGUAGCGAGGAAUGAGGAGGAGAAAGAGGUUGUGGUUGAUGUUCUUUUUGGAGAGGGCCAGGUUACGAUGAUCGAGAGUCCGUAUUUGAGGUCGAGGAAUACUCAUGGGACGGGGUGUUCGCUUGCUUGUAAGUCCCCUUUCCUUGUGCUGGAAAAAUAAGGUACGAGGAUAGAGGUUGAUUCUGGGGUUAGCUGCGAUAGCAUCGAAUCUUGCGAAUGGGAUGGAGAUGGUGAGGGCUGUGAAGAGUGCUUGUCGGUAUGUUGAGGCGGGUAUUAGGACGAGUGUUGAGAUGGGGAAGGGGAAUGGACCGAUUAACCAUUUUCAUUCGGUGUAUUCUUUGCCUUUUGCUCCGUGAGUUAUUCCUCGUGCCUUUCUUCCACAUCCGGGGUGGAGAAUCAAGCUGACUUGUUUAGUGGACGUUUUAUUGAGUAUCUGUUGGAACGGCCUGAUGUGCAAGAAGCUUGGAAGGAACAUACUGAGCAUGAUUUUGUUGCUGGCAUGGCUGAUGGUACCUUACCUAUUGAGUCAUUCAAGUAUUACUUGAUUCAGGAUUAUCUGUACUUGGUGCGUGAAGUUUAGGCGAACAUUGAGCAUUCAUCUGAUUUAUGUAUACCAGAUCCAGUUUGCAAGAGCGAAUGCUCUAGCGGGAUACAAAGCGAAAACGAUGGAAGACAUCGGUGCUGUAAGUCGCUAAACUUACCCGAGUGACUUGGCAUAGGGAGAAACUGACAGUUUGCAGGCCGCAAAGAUAGUAGCUCAUAUCCACCAUGAGAUGUCUUUGCAUAUUGGGUAUUGUGAGGGCUUUGGUAUAUCGAAGGAAGAGAUGGAAGCUACAGAAGAGAGUCAAGGUACCAUUCACCGGUCCCCGGUAUGGAUUGGUACUAACAUAGUUGAAUAGCAUGCACCGCAUACACAAGGUGACUUCUCGAAACACAGCUAUGAAGGCCCGGACUGAUACAAGAUACAGAUAUGUUCUCGACAUCGGACAAUCCGAAGACUGGCUAGCCCUUCAAGUUUCCAUGGCACCUUGUCUCAUAGGAUAUGGUCAAAUUGCUCAACGGCUGCAUGCUGAUCCGAAAACGAAACGGGAGGGAAAUAUCUAUUGGAAGUGGAUUCAGAAUUACGUUGCUGAUGAUUAUUCGGAAGCAGUACGGAUUGGUUCUGGUGAGCAGGUUAUAAAUGUCUGAUGGUGGGCGAUACUUACAAGAUAUUCAGAACUUCUGGAACGACAUCUCGUGUUGCAGUCACCAAGUCGGGUAGAGGAACUGGUCAAGAUAUUCGUGCAUGCUACGAAGGUAUGUGAUCCUUUCCGGAAUACAUGGGUGAUUUUAUACUGAUUAUUUUCUGGUUUGUAGAUGGAGACUGGGUUCUGGGAUAUGGGGAGUAUUUCGCGUUAGGAAUUUUUCCGUGCAGGAGUCUCGGAUAGAGGGAUCUGGAAGGUUUGGGGUGAUAAGGGAGACUUCGUGAACAUGAAGGACUAAAGAGGAUUGUAGGAUUAGAUGGUAUCAAAGUCAAUAGCAAGUUUCAUAAUACA
Messenger RNA from Hymenoscyphus albidus, 2325 nucleotides. The record is from the annotation of a GenBank genome assembly. Lineage: Eukaryota; Fungi; Ascomycota; Leotiomycetes; Helotiales; Helotiaceae.